CUAACCGAGAAAAAAAAAAAAAAAGCAAGGUAGGAAGGAAGGGGAAAGAGAGAAAACAAAAUGGUGGUAGUUCUAGAGAGGAUCAACAUGGCCAUUGCCUCCAGCAUUGGUCUGGUGGCUGAGGCCAUCCACCGUCACAAGACACCAGAAAGACCUAUUGAGAGUGAAAACGACAUUGCGCGCUACCCUGUGGAAGACGAACAGUGGGCGCUCGAUGAGCUCCAGGACGAGCUGUGUCAGGAGGAGCCCUCUGACAGCGAGGACCAACCGAAAAAAAAAAUCCGCAAUCCCGCCAAGCUGGCGGAUGAUUUCCUCAAGCGAUAUCCGCCUCCUCCCUCGGGCAGCGCGCCCGCGGGUCGACUCCCGUUGCCCGUCAUCAUCCCCCAGCGUCGGCCCGGAGUGCGUGUCCGGGGCUUCGUGAGAGCCUAUGCACCAGACCUCCAGGCCUGUGGCAUCGACCAGGAUACCUUCAUGGACUUCCUGGUGACCAUGACACGCGCCGGCCGGGCACCGCAGUGGAUGGGUGCCGCCAAUCUGACGGCCGCCGCGGCCUUUGCCUUGCCGGGACACGCCAUUGGGUGCGGAGUGGGAUUCGCCAUCCAGGUGGUCAACGCCAUCGCCAUGGAGAUGAGAGGCCGUGUACAGGCUAAUGGCUUCCUGCAGAAGCUCAACCAGGGCUUCUUCCAGCCGCGUGGGCUUUACUGCCUGGUGCUCUCCUUCGACAACACCCACGAGGAGGCCAUGACUGACGAGUCGUUGGCCACGGCAAUUGCUACAACCACAGACCCGAAGACGGGCGUGCGCAAGUACACAGACAAGCUGCGGUCCCACAGCGGCACCACCGGACCCUCUGAGUUCCCAGAAUCCGCUCCGCUGGUCUUUCCCGUCCUGGACUGGCUGGAAACCAACGCCAACGCCGAGCAGGCGGAGAAGCUAGGGAGGUAUAAGAAGUUCCGCAAGUUUGUUGCGGAUUACUACGACCGACGGGCGCAGGCGGAAUACGCGGCGAGGAACCCAACGAGCCCACUAGCAGCGCCUCCGAGGCGUGGGUUUACGUCCAAGCUCGCUGACCCCAACGAUGACACUAACAAGUCCCCGAUAUCACUGGCGACGGGGGGUUUGGUUCCCUACAACACCACCUGGCGAGAGACCCGGAACAGCGAGGGACGUCGACCGCCGCGUAAGAUUGCUGAUAAAGUGUUGUAUAUGAUCAUCGUCAAUAUGCCCUCAGACGACGAUAUGAGCCGUGCGGAGAGUAUCAUGGCCACAGAGGCCACCACCGAACCAUCUGUCCAGUCCGACGAUGCUGAGGCUGCAAAGGGAUGAGUGGCCUGCCAUGGAAGGGGGUUGUGGGGGAGUACCAGAUUAUUCAGUAGACCAUUUAGGAACGUUCCAGUGUACCUAGAUAUGUCAGAAAUUAAUUUGGCCAACAGGGAAGCCCAGUUACUCCGGCGAUAUAGCCUAAGCGAGUAUACAAG
Molecule: messenger RNA, 1478 nt
Organism: Aspergillus alliaceus
Lineage: Eukaryota; Fungi; Ascomycota; Eurotiomycetes; Eurotiales; Aspergillaceae
Exons: 5
Coding region: 61-1326 (421 amino acids)
Source: RefSeq, a predicted model, not a curated record